AUGGGUAUGAAUAAGUUGUCAGGGCAAAUACCAAGCAUUGGAAAUUUGUUCUUGCUUGAAAAUUUAUAUCCUGCAAGCAAUAGCCUCCAAGGAAAUAUUCCGAAUGAAAUAAGAAAUCUUACAAAUUUGAAUAGCAUAUACUUAAGUUUUAAUCAAUUGUCUGGUCACGUACAAAGAGGCAUCGGCAAGUUCACUAGACUUGACGAGUUAUUUCUGGACAACAAUAACUUUGAAGGAAAUAUUCCCAAUGAAAUAGUAAGUCUUGCAAAUCUGAAGAUGAUGAGCCUAAGUGUUAAUCAGCUAUCUGGCCCCAUACCAAGAGGCAUUGGAAACUUGACUGUGCUUCAGCAGUUGUAUCUUGGUAGCGAUAAUUUAGAAGAAUAUGGAUCUAUUGGAAUGGUUUCAACAAAAGUUGAUGUGUAUAGCUAUGGAAUAUUACUAAUGGAAGUGUUCACUAGGAAAAAGCCAACAGAAGAUGCUCUCUUGUGCUCGGCGAUCAAAACCUACUUGUUCGAUUACGUUUGGCUUCAAUUUUUUAACAACCCUCCAUGGCAGUAUACCGAUGGAAACAUGACCAAUCUUGUGAAUGCAUGGAUCAAGCAAGUGUUCUUGGGGAUUCUGACAUCACCGGACGAGGCUAACAUUGGCGGGUUUAUUUCGGCAAACAUUCUGACGUCUCAGGUUCUUCCAACUCUCAGAGGGUCUUCUAAGUAUGGCCAAAGUGGAUAUAGCAAAGCCAUUAAAGAUAAUGUCUAA
Molecule: messenger RNA, 756 nt
Organism: Prosopis cineraria
Lineage: Eukaryota; Viridiplantae; Streptophyta; Magnoliopsida; Fabales; Fabaceae
Product: LRR receptor-like serine/threonine-protein kinase RGI1
Exons: 5
Coding region: 1-756 (251 amino acids)
Molecular function (GO): receptor serine/threonine kinase binding
Source: RefSeq, a predicted model, not a curated record